Molecule: messenger RNA, 1389 nt
Organism: Gallus gallus (chicken)
Lineage: Eukaryota; Metazoa; Chordata; Aves; Galliformes; Phasianidae
Exons: 9
Coding region: 184-930 (248 amino acids)
Source: RefSeq, a predicted model, not a curated record
GGAGGCCCGGCGGGUGUGAUGGCGGGCGUGAUGGCGUCCGCCCGGCGUGGCCGCCGUUGCGCUUUGUGCCUUUCCGGCCUGGUCGUGUUGUGUGUGGGCGUUAAAGGCGCCCGAAGCGAUUUGGCAGUGAGUGUCGAUGUGCUGUUCUGGACCCUCCUGUGCGGGUGAUGUCACCAUGACGUGAUGACCUCACAGAUGCCCUGGGGUGGGGCAGGGGCAGUGGGUCAGCGCGGAACCUGCUGGCCCCAUUCUGCGGGUGGUGCUGGUCCAGCGAGGAGCUGUGCGAGUGGUGCAGUAAUGCGGGCCCAGUGUGUCAGCAGAAGAUUAAGGGCGGUGUGGCGUGCGAAGCUGGUGGAGGAGGAGCUGCUGGCUCAUGCGGCCGUGGAGAAGUGCAAGGCCGUGGCCAGGGAAUCCUUGAUGAAGGAUGCCCAGAAAUUACGGGCAGAAAGAACAGCUGCCAGGAAAGAGAAGCUGAAGCAGGAGAAGCAUCUCGUUGCCCAGCUGGAAGAGCAGCUGCAGGCUGAGACAGAGGAGAUGGAGGUGCUGCGCCAGGAAAAACAGCACCUGCAAGAGGAGCGGGAGGAGCUGGAGCUGGAGGGUGCCUGGCAGCAGCAUCAGCUGGAGCUGGAGGCAGCCCACGUGCCUGGGGCUGUGCUGCCGAAGCUGGUGGAGGCAGAGCUGGAGAAGAAGGAGCAGGCGAGGAGACGAGGGCUCGCCUUCUGGAUGAAGACAAUCUGCCUCAUCUUCGUCAGCCUCCUGCUGCUGCUCGUUGCUGUGCUGGGCUCUGCAGUGCUGUACGCCCAGCACUAUGACCAGGAGCUGUUGUAUCGGCUCCUGCUGCGAGUGCUGCCCCAGGCAAUGUACGCUUCCCCGGCGUACUUUGCGAGCAGGAGCCUGCGUGUCGUCUGUGAUGGGCUGCUGCCCAUCUGACCGCCCCUCUCAGUCCCCCCUCCCAGCUCGGGGCUGCGCAGUGGUGGGGUGCAGGGAGAGAGCUCUGUCCCCACGGAAGGGGCCUCUCCUGUGCUCCUGCCCCCAGGGGCGCACAGGCACAGCUGUGGGGCAGUGCCGGCAGGCGGCUGAGUGCUGGGACUUUGGACUUACAAAUAAGUUGGUACUGUCGUCGUCAACUGAACACCACCACCUCCGACGACCCAUCAGACUGAAGAUGUGCACCUGACGCCAGGACGUGGCUUCUUGGAUUCUUUGAGACUUCGUAGCAGCCAUUUCCUUCAGCUGGUUACCUGUAAGGCUUAUGAAUUGUAAUUAGCCCAUUAGGCAACGUUACCUCCAGUGGGCUGUUGUCAGUUGUUAAGAAUGCUGUCAAUAAAUGGAUGUGUAUUAAUCCUCUGAGUUUGGAUGACUCCAUUGCGGCAGUGACCCUUUGCUGAC